CCGUCAGGCGGUGCCGAGGGCAGCCCUCAGACCCGGGUCCUCGGAGGCGAGCGACAAGAUGGCGGCGCCCAGUGAGGAGCUGAAUUGUCAGGAUUUCUCCGAGUUCCAGGAUGCAUUGCGGGUGAUGCGACAAAUUGAUGAUAGGAUAGUCCACGAAUUAAAUACUAUUAUCCCUACAGCAUCCUUUGCUGGGAAGAUUGAUGCAAGUCAAACAUGCAAGCAACUUUAUGAUUCACUAAAACAGGCACACGCUAGUAGGGAAAAAGCCAUAAAGACCUGCAUAAAUCAAAGCUCCAGUAGCGUGAACAAACUACGAGAAGAGAGAAAUAAAGACAUGGACAAUUUAACGCUACUAAAACGACUUCGGAAAGAACAAACAAAUUUGAAAUUGAUGCAGUCUGAAUUAAAUGUUGAGGAGGUUGUCAAUGACAGAAGUUGGAAGGUGUUCAAGGAACGCUGCAGAAAUCAUUACAAGCCUUCAACCAGCCUGUGACACUAAAGCACUGUGACAACAAGCCAAAUCCUGCCUACCUGUGGCUUGAGAAGUAUGAAUCAGAUGAUAGUUGUUGAGAGUAAAGUGCAGUGGACCACUUCAGGGACCGUUUAUAGGUGUAAUAAACAAAACGUUUUGGAUUUGAUGGACCUAUAAUUGUGGGGAAACUGGCAGUUCCGGCAAUCACUUAAAAUAGCCCAUAAAAAUGGUUCUAACAAACUUAGUAUGAUGUAAGCUUUCUGUGAACUUUACAAAAACAUGCUUGUCCAUCUUGAAUAUCUUGUGACAGUUUUGUGCAUGGUUUAAGCUUUUGUUUUAAAACUGCAAAAUGGAACAGAUCAUGUCAGUUGUUGCAAAGCAAAGUAUCUGAAGGUUUUCAUAGCCUCAUUUACUAGAAUGCUUUUCCCUUUGUCCCAUGUAGGAUCAUUAGACAACUUUGAUGUCAAGACAAUUUUUUAAAAAAGUUUUAUCUCCCUCAAAUUGCCCAAUCCAACUUAAUUUGCAAUAAAAGAUACCAGACUUGCUGUUUGUUUUGACGUUUAUUCAAUUGUAGGUUGCACUUCCUUAAAAAAACUACUGCCCUUCAGAAUUGGACUCCUAUUUAAUCACAAUUGGAAUUGCUACAACGUCGCUCAGACUGUCUCAAUGAGUUGAAGUGAAAGGAAAAUACUCAUCUGCCAAAACCUGACUGGUCGGGUUUAUAUCUGGUAAUCGGGUAGGUGCACGGUACAAAUACCAAUGAUUAAGCUGCACAGUUUAUAGAAGCCUGAGAAUUUAAGUCCUAAUUCAGACAUUAGAGUUUGGAAUUUGAAUCUAUGACAUUCAGGCUAGCAAUUUAACAUUUGCUAUAACUUAGUUGUUCAAAUGCCAUUUACAAUUAAGUAAUGUCAAAUUAGAAUCUUUGCAAAUGUUUCACUCUGACUGCCUCAUCUACAGUUCAAAACACUCAAUUGGUAUGUGCAGGUUAUUGUCUUGUGUGUUCAAUUUAAAGAGUCCUCAAGUUACUUAUUCCAUGCAGUAGGGCAGAAACAAGAGGGGCCAAAUCUGUCAGCAAUUUAGUAUGCUUUAAAGCUUGUUGGGAGGUAUGUUUGAUUGGGAAUGGGGCACCAGAACCUUUUUUAUUUCCUUUCCCUGAUGCCUAAAUGCCUAGGCAAGAGUUCCUCCUGAGCCUGGGCACUGAUCAAAUUGGUUGCUCUUUUUUACCAAAAGCAGUGAUCGGUUCAAAGUCUAAAGGUAUUUUUCAGUCAUUCCUGCCAGUUACCUUAAUUUCUAGUGUCACAUUGGCAAUAAUGGUCUGCUUAGCCUUGUUUUGGGUGGUGGAGUUGUUAUAUUCAAGUAUUCUCCAUUAAAGGUAAACAAGAUGGGGGAGGGUGUUGUAUGCCAAAGCCAUUUAGAAGCAUUUUCUAAUAAAAUGUGCCCUACCUGACUGCAGUAAUACUUACAAAAAUCAUGAAUUGCCUCUAUGUUGGCUGAAGGAACAUUAUCUGUAUUACUGUAUCCAUUGAAACAGUGAUUCUACUGGAACUUGUGUCAAGGUUCCAUUUUUUUAAAAAUAGAACUCAAGAAUCAACAGUUUUUAAAUCUAGAGAAAAUGUAGUUCUGUUCCUGUCUAUUCAUGUGUAUUUAAAUAUUGGACAUGUUCGGUUAUGUGCAAUCUGGAGUUUUAACUUCUGAAGAAAUCACAUUGGAACAAUGUUUUAUUUCUGGAGGGUAUGUCCCAUUAGUAAUAAAAAUCCACUGGUGCUUUUA
Messenger RNA from Rhincodon typus (whale shark), 2242 nucleotides. It is a transcript of the gene mix23, whose product is annotated as mitochondrial matrix import factor 23. Gene Ontology annotation, cellular component: mitochondrion; mitochondrial intermembrane space. The transcript is spliced from 5 exons. The record is from RefSeq and is a predicted model, not a curated record. NCBI's taxonomy places the organism in Eukaryota, Metazoa, Chordata, Chondrichthyes, Orectolobiformes, Rhincodontidae. Bases 59 to 493 code for a protein of 144 amino acids.